Dendronephthya gigantea is the source of this 2048-nucleotide messenger RNA. Its product is annotated as argininosuccinate lyase-like. The record is from RefSeq and is a predicted model, not a curated record. Gene Ontology annotation, molecular function: argininosuccinate lyase activity. Lineage: Eukaryota; Metazoa; Cnidaria; Anthozoa; Malacalcyonacea; Nephtheidae. Gene Ontology annotation, cellular component: cytosol. The transcript is spliced from 21 exons. Bases 165 to 1556 code for a protein of 463 amino acids.
AAAUCAAAAUGGCUGUCGCGGAUGAUAAUAAUUAAAGUUAAAGAAGAUGUGGCUUGAUCACUGAAUUGACGAAGAGAAUCAUAGAAUUUAAAUCACCCGAACACCAGUGUUGCGUCAAAGAAUUGUUUCACCGCUGAACAUUUGUCGACAGCUUCUAGGCAACAAUGGCAGGAGAGGGUGGAAGAUUAUGGGGUGGUCGUUUCACGGGAAAUACAGAUCCGAUCAUGGAGUCAUUCAAUGCUUCUAUAACUUUCGACAAACGAAUGUGGGCUGCAGACAUUGAGGGAAGCAUGGCUUACGUGAAAAGCUUGGAAAAGGUUCACGUGGUCACUAAGGAAGAAAUGGAUGAAAUCAUCAAAGGACUUGAAAAGGUAAAAGAAGAGUGGUCUUCAGGAGCAUUUAAGUUACAGCCAGGUGAUGAGGACAUCCAUACUGCUAAUGAAAGAAGACUGAAAGAACUUGUUGGGAGCGUUGCUGGAAAAUUACAUACAGGAAGGAGCCGCAAUGACCAGGCUGCGACAGACACAAGAUUGUGGUUAAGAAACAAAGCCAAUGAAUUAAAGAGCCAUCUUAAAGCCCUGAUCAACGUUUUUGUGGAAAGAGCAAGCCAGGAAAAAGAUGUUCUCAUGCCGGGAUAUACACAUAUGCAGAGAGCUCAACCAAUCCGUUGGAGUCAUUGGUUGUUAAGCUAUGCUUGGUCACUUAAACGAGAUUUCGAAAGAUUGCAAGAUUUGUCUAAAAGAUUGAACUCUCUACCUCUUGGAAGUGGUGCAUUGGCGGGAAAUCCAUUCAAUGUUGACCGCGAAUUUCUUGCUAAAGAACUUGGAUUUGAAAGCGUUUCUCACAACAGUCUUGACGCUACUUCAGAUCGAGAUUAUGUAGCUGAGUUUAUGUUUUGGGCGUCGCUUCUCAUGACACAUUUAAGUCGAUGGGCUGAAGAUUUAAUCAUUUACAGCACAUCGGAGUUUGGCUAUGUCUUGUUAUCAGACGCGUACAGCACUGGUAGCAGUUUAAUGCCGCAGAAGAAAAAUCCCGAUAGCUUGGAAUUAAUCCGAGGAAAAUCUGGACGUGUCAUCGGUGAUUUCACCGGAUUCUUAGUUACAUUGAAGGGUUUACCAAGUACUUACAACAAAGAUCUACAGGAAGACAAGGAAGCUUUGUUUGAUGUUUGUGAUACCUUGGAUGGGGUGUUGCAAGUUGCUUCAGGAACGCUUUCUACACUCGAGAUUAAUAAAGAAAGAAUGAUGUCAAGUUUGGCUCCGAGUAUGCUCUCCACAGACCUUGCCUACUAUUUGGUUAGAAAAGGAGUUCCAUUCCGUGAAGCACACAGUUUAUCUGGUUGCGCUGUUAAAAUUGCCGAGGAUAAGAAAUGUUUGCUGAGCGAACUAACUUAUACGGACAUCGCAGACGUCAGUCCGAAGUUUGACAAGGAUAUUACAAACGUGUGGGAUUAUCACCGGAGCGUUGAACAAUAUCAAUCAAUUGGUGGGACAAGUCUAAGUAGUGUGGAGAGGCAGAUAAAUGUGUUAGGGGAAUGGUUAAGUUUGCAGCAGUAGUAGAUCAGGUGAAAGAUAAAACGAAAAGGAGGAAAAUAGAAACAAGAUGAAUUGGUAUAAAAGACUAUUUUUUCCAUUGGUAUUUUAAAGGUAUAUAGUUUUACUAGAUUAUUCGAUAUUUUAACAAUAUAUGGUAUAUAGUUUUAAUAUGCAAUUAUUCAAAAGUAAUAGGUGAGAAAAAACUGGAUUUUCCAUUUUAAGAUUUGUGUGUUUUGAAUAUUUGGCAAAGAUUUCGAUCUUAAGAUGGCGUCGAUAAUGCAAGUAUAUUGUUCCUAUAUCUAAUUUUAUCUAUAUGUUCAAGCUAUCAGUAUGCAAGGCUGAGCAUGGAUUAUAGAAAUGCCUGGCUAAUAAAUUGAAUAUAGUGUAGAAACAGCCAUACAUGCAGGAUAUGGGAUCUUCCUGCCAUUAAUUGCACUAUGCAAAAUUUAUGCAAUUUAAUGACCACUUUGCAAAUAAAAUAAAUUCCAAAUACACUUUGAUCAAGUUUAAUUC